ACAGACAUUCAGAAAAACUGACAUACGAAUAGUCAUUUCGCCGUUUAAUCAUUUGUUCCCAAUAACUACAAAAUAUUAAUUUGAACAGUCGAGAAUUUUAUUCUGCUGACAGCAAGGUGAGAAUGAAAGACAGCGUGAAAACGAACCGCUUACGCGUAUAAGGCCCUUAUGCAACAAAUAUAUAUGUAUAUGUAUACCACAAUUUAAAAUAUCUAAUGACAUAGUGAAUAUUAAAAGCCACUCUUCUAUCUACCGAAGAUAGCAGCUCUUUCAACGGUUUUUGAGUUCAAGUUGAUUAAAGAAAGAAACAACAAAACACUUGCAUACAUUUUGGUUGGUUCAUUUCUGCAAAUGAUGAUCGCUUCAAUACACCGUUGAAUUGGUUUAGUCGACAGGCGGUUGAAUUCCUGUUUGUGUUGUGAUUCUCUAGAUUUGCUUUCUUGCUUUGAUUAUACAACGAUGCCAGUGCUACAAGCUGUGCAGUAAUGUCUUGUACGCUGAAGGACUGGGACGAUCAUGUCGACGUAGAUCUAGUGUUUAGGUACCUAGGUCGCUUCGGGAAAUACCAGAUUGCUCAAUAUGUCCAGAUAUUGCUUGGGAUUUUACCUGCUGCGGUUAAUAUUUUUUCAAACGUCUUUACAGGUUUCGAACCCGAUUACAGAUGUCAACAUUUGGACAAUAAAACGCUAAUGGGACUCCGGCAGGAAAUAGAAACCAACAUCAAAGUCUACUAUCAAGAGUGUGAAAUAAAUGUAAGAAAAGAAAACAAACCAGAUGUGGAACGUACCUUGACCUGUGUGAACAGUUACAACUACUCUACAGGCAAAUAUAAAUCAUUCAUUUCAGAGUGGGAUCUGGUAUGCGACCAAGAAGAAUUCGGUAAACUAGUCACUACUGUGUUUCAUGUUGGCAUGAUGAUAGGGGCCGCUCUGUUCCCAUCUUUAGCGGAUAAGUAUGGAAGAAAACCAGUUUACGUCGGAGCUCGGAUUGGAUCUCUGUUCGUCAAUUUGAUGGUAUUGGUCUCACCCAACUACUCCUUUCUACUUGUCUGCCGUUUCCUCUGUGGCUUACUUCAACCGGGUAUGAAUGUGCCAGGAACUAUAAUGAUAGCCGAGCUUUUCCCUACUGAAAAUCGAACCCAUGUUCUACUACUUGGUGGAGUGAUGUGGGUUUCUGGCGUGAUGAUGAUGGCGCCAAUAGCAUAUAUUUUCCGAAAUUUCAAUUGGCGAAUAUUACAUGCUGUUUUCGCUUUAUUUUUCUGUCCUUCUUUAUUUGAGAUAUGGUCUAUAGAUGAGUCUAUACGUUGGUUAAUUGCCAAAGACAGAUGGACAGAAGCAAAACGUCUGAUUAAGAAAGCUGCAAAAAAGAAUGAUGUUGACUAUGACCAAGUGGCGUAUGUUUAUCGCCAUUUUGAUCCGUUGGGAUCAGAAGCCUCCCACUCAGACACCUCGUCUCAUGUAAUUGGAGAUGUUGUAGAUUCUGCAAAACUGAAUUCCAUUGAACCUUCUCUAAGUGCCUAUACAGGAGAAAUACCUACCCAAAUCACGAAUGACACUGAAUAUGUCGACAGUGCUCACAAAUCAUCGAACAGCUUUUCUCCAAAAAUACAGGACAAAAAUGUUCACAUAACAAGUGCUUCUGGUCAGCUGGCAAAACAGAUAAAUGCCAACUCUUCGAAAAUUAAUUCUGCACAAACAGAAGACAGAAAUAUCGAUACAGCGAAAAACGAUGACUCUGAAAUCAGAAAUGUCGACAGUUCAAACGUUUGUCUUGAAGGCUUGGUUGUAAAUACAGACAAACAUCAACAGAGAGACUUCCAACUGACAGAAUCUACUUCCUGCCACCAGACAGUGUAUGUAAAUGUUAACAUCGAAAACAAUUGUCACAAACAGGCAGAAGACAAAGACGCCGUUGUAAACGAUAGUUCCCGCUCCUCACAGCAUGUACAAGACACAAAUUUUGACAUCAAAACCGAAGACACUGUCUCCCAACAAACACAAAAACUCAAUACUGACGCCAUGAAUAUUCUUUCCAAACGGACAAACCCAACAAAAGCGAAUAAUAUCGCCAAGAACACUAGUCUGCAAGAUAUACAUGACAUCAAUGAAGACAUUGGAAAGGUUGAAUUACAACAAACUAAUAACAUACUAACAGACAUAGUAAAUACAAAUGUAAACUUUGAUGAAAUGUAUUCAACAAAAGCAGAAUAUAUAAACGCCGACCUAGAUACAUUCCAACAGAUACCGGAUAAGAAUGAUAUCGUUUUAAAAAGAACAUUAAGUGCAGUAAUGACUUCUCAUAUACAUAUUCAGAACGAAGACCUGGGAAUACGUACUGAAAGUAUGCCUAGUAUUAAUAAAACAUUGCCUAAUAGUAUCCAUGACAAUGAUCGACAUAUAAAUGCUAGUAAUGAAACAGACGACAAUCUAGGUACUUACAACGAUUCGUCAGUAUCUCAAGAAGCGUUACAAGUCGAUCGUAAUAUUUAUAACGAAAACAACUUUGUGAAAUGUAAUGGCCGUCUACCAGAAAUUGAAGCGGGGGUGUCAGAAAUUGCUGCAAUCACUGAAUUGAUGCCAAUAAACACAAUUAUAUCCGAACAGCAGCGGGAGAAACCUUCACGUGCUCACAAACAGCUCACAGAGACGGCAGUGAGAUCGCGUUGCCAACUUCCCGGCAUGUUGUACAUCAUCAAAGAACCUGUCUUGCGUAGAAUUGUUUUCAUUUGUUUAUAUUUGUGGUUUGUUAACACCCUGGUUUAUUACGGACUUUACUUCACAUCGGAAACUUUAGCAGGAAACAGAUAUUUAAAUUUCUUCUUAUACGCCUUGGCUGAAUUCCCUUCUCAAGUUCUAGCUCUGAAACUAUUAAUAAGAAUUGGACGGAAGAAAACGUGUAUUCUUUUCCAGAGUAUCGCCGGUGGAAGUCUAAUUGUUGCAGUUAUACUUCGUAUGAGUUCAAGUGAAGAUUCGUAUGCUGUUAUGGCGGCUACCAUCUUUUCAUUGAUUGGCAUGUUUGGCAUCAGCGGAUCUUUUCUUGUUAAUUGGCUUUACAUACCAGAAUUGUUCCCAACUGGACUACGAAAUGCUGGAAUGGGUUUAGCAAGUACUGCAUCAAGAAUUGGAAGUAUGUUAUCACCAUUUUCUGGUAUUCUGGCUCGCUACAUCUCUUGGGGACCAAGUGUGAUCUUCGCAUUUUUCUGCCUAGUUGCCAACUUGUUGGUAUUAGCUUUGCCAGAGACAGGACACAGGCAGCUUCCGCAGUCUGUAGGAGAUAUCAGGCGCUGGAGUGAUGAGCGUGAUGAGACAUGGGAUUCUCAGACUCUACAGCAAAUGGUUAGAUUGAUUGUAAUGGGGUCACCACAAACAGAUGACAGAGGAAGAAGAACUUAAAAGUAAAACAGUAUUGUUAUUUUAUAUGGAAAGAGUAAAAAAUAUGAUAUAUUUAAAUAUUUGGGAAAGAAAAGUUCUUUAUUUAACCCUUUUGAAACCAUUUUGUUUGAGACUGUCCUUGGUUCUCUGAAAUAAACUUCCUGUUUUAAAGUGACCUAAACUUAAAACCUGUCAUCAAAAUUUCAUGUUAAUUUAUGUUCCAAACACCAAAUUAAUGUGACAAUUAUUUUACUAAAUUCUUCAUUAUCUUUCAAAAUUAAUUAAAACAAAGGUAGUGUGUUUCAACAGAAAUAUGGUAACAAAAGGGUUAGAACUUCUCAAAAGUAAAGAAAUACAAUGACUUAUAAGUGUCUUUGAUGACAGAAUAUUUGUAAUGGAAGUUUUGGUUAUAAAAUGGAUUCUUGUUACUAUCAAAAUAAACGAUUUUUGUUUUAUUUUAAAAAGCAAAAAUGUUAUA
This is a messenger RNA of Octopus sinensis (East Asian common octopus), 3849 nucleotides long. RefSeq lists its product as uncharacterized. NCBI's taxonomy places the organism in Eukaryota, Metazoa, Mollusca, Cephalopoda, Octopoda, Octopodidae. The coding region runs from base 486 to 3392 and encodes 968 amino acids. Gene Ontology annotation, biological process: transmembrane transport. Gene Ontology annotation, cellular component: membrane. The transcript has 10 exons. Gene Ontology annotation, molecular function: transmembrane transporter activity. The record is from RefSeq and is a predicted model, not a curated record.